Eimeria tenella is the source of this 576-nucleotide messenger RNA. RefSeq lists its product as uncharacterized. The record is from RefSeq and is a predicted model, not a curated record. The transcript has a single exon. NCBI's taxonomy places the organism in Eukaryota, Apicomplexa, Conoidasida, Eucoccidiorida, Eimeriidae. The coding region runs from base 1 to 576 and encodes 191 amino acids.
AUGGCCAAGCCCUUCCGUCCAGCCGAAGCAGUGGCUCACUGCCUGCUAGCACCAGCUCCAGCACGUAUCCUGAUUGUCACAAAUUCCGAACCCUUUUCAACAGCCCGGCCCUGCUUCCUGCAGUACCAACACGUGCUGCAACUCCAAUCCAACUCACAACGCCCACACCCGCAAGGCACCACAGACCGGCCACCUCUCCUCCAAAGCCUAUGCCUCACCUCUGAGCUACAAACACAGCUUCUCAUGUGCUUGCUUCCAACAGCCUCCUCCACACACCAGCUAACCACAACGCAACCUCACUGUGGAGCUGCGAAGACCUGCCGCGCAACCCAAACAACAAGGUGGCUGGAAAGCGAAGAUAUUCCACUUCCCUCGCCCAAUGCGUGCCACUCACCAGCUAAAAUCCUAAAAGCGGAACACCAGUUCACAGGCCUACACACCCGCAAAUCAACAAGUCAGCAACGGAAAACAAACCAACCUCCGACUCCCACUCGCCGCUUAGCAUGCCUACGCCCUUCCGUCCAGCCGAACCAGCAAAUCACUGCCCACCAACACCAGCUCCAGCACGUAUCCUGA